Molecule: messenger RNA, 777 nt
Organism: Prunus dulcis (almond)
Lineage: Eukaryota; Viridiplantae; Streptophyta; Magnoliopsida; Rosales; Rosaceae
Exons: 6
Coding region: 16-777 (253 amino acids)
Source: RefSeq, a predicted model, not a curated record
AUUCCACCGAGGACAAUGCUUUCUGAUUAUAAGCUAACUGAUGAGGCAGAAGUCAGGGAAGCACUGAAUGGGUCCCCCGCUUCAGAAUGGCUUGCAAAUUCAUCCAACUAUGGCCACUACAGAGAUGAGUACAUAAGGUACCGCCACUAUGAGGACUUACGUGAAGCGGAAGGAGAAGAUCGAAAUCUCGUAGGGGCCAAUAUAAGGGUAGGAAACAUCUCUCCUCAGCUAUGGUCAGUGCGAAUACCAUGCUGGGCAGCCGAAAAUGGAAGUAAACUUGUGCGGAUACCGCGUGGGCAAGAUAGUCUUGAUCUACCAUUACCUGCUGGUGUGACACAUGUAACUGCUGAAGCUGCAACUGAGAUUUUGGAGCUGAAUGCUGGGUUGAAUGCCGUACUAUUUUCAACUUCAUUGGAAGCAAGCAUAGAGAUCAGUCGCCUACGGCAAGAGAUUGAGAAAUUGAAGAACACCUCGGGAACAACCAUUGCAAGUUCAGGUAUUGGUGAAGACGUCAUAGAUGAUGAUGCAGAACAUGAGUUUCGCACAAAAUUUAAAGCUGACCACAUAGUUAGAAAAGGAAAGACAAAAAUUACAGAGGUUGGGGAUGAGGAUGAGGAAGCCGAUGAGGACGAGGUUGGGGAUGAGGAUGAGGAAUCCGAUGAUGGCGGGGCCGCAGCUAAGGGUAAUCUGAAUGCAGAACAAGACUCCACACACCAAAAAGGCAAAGUUGAGAAAAGUCUUCGUUCACGUACCCCAAAGAGAAAGAAAACCAAGUAA